AUGGGGGUCCUUGAGAGCACUGAAACAAAGCAGUGGCAUGUGAACUACACCCCUUUUGAGGAACCAGAGUAUAUUAGACUGGUAAAUGGAGCCAAUGUGUGUUCUGGAAGAGUGGAGGUUUUAUAUAAUAAUCAAUGGGGAACCGUCUGUGAUGCUGGCUGGGAUAUAACUGAUGCUACAGUGGUGUGUAAUAGCACUGGUUGUGGGACUCCUAUAUCAGCAACAACUGGGGCUUCCUUUGGGCAAGGUUCAGGACCCGUGUGGCUGGAUGAAGUGAGUUGUUCUGGGAAUGAGCCAACAGUAAAAAACUGUUCAUCAAAUCCAUUGGGAUCAAGCAGCUGUACCCAUGGACAAGAUGCUGGAGUCAUUUGUCGAGAUGUAAAGCUGGUGAAUGGUUCAAGUCAAUGUGAUGGCAGACUUCAGGUGCUUUAUAAUAAUCGCUGGGGUGCUGUGUGUUACGCUGGCUGGGGUCCAGAAGAGGCUGCAGUUGUUUGUAAAGAGCUGGGCUGUGGUCAAGUUAUUCAAACAAAUUCCUAUCUGGCUCCAUCUAAUGAGCCCAUAUGGAUGAAUAAUGUUACAUGUAUUGGAAAUGAAUCAACAGUGCGUGACUGUCCAUUUGGUGGAUGGGGUGCGAGCAACAGUUGUAAGAAUGGACUUUACGCAGGAGUUGUUUGCAGCAGUAUUAAACUGGUAAAUGGAGAUGAUAUGUGUUCUGGAAGAGUGGAGAUUUUAUAUAAUAAUCAAUGGGGAACCGUCUGUGAUGCUGGCUGGGAUUUAGCAGAUGCUGCAGUGGUGUGUAAGAGCAUGGGUUGUGGGACUCCAAUAGAAGUAAAGACCGGGGCUUACUUUGGGCAGGGUUUAGGACACGUGUGGCUUGAUAAUGUGAAUUGUUCUGGGAAAGAGCUAUCAGUAAAAAAUUGUCCAUCAAAGAAGUUAGGAACAAGCACCUGUGGUCAUGAACAAGAUGCUGGAGUCGUCUGUCGUGCUCUAAAGGUGGUAAAUGGUUCGAGUUCAUGUGAUGGCAAACUUCAGGUUCUUUAUAAUGAUCACUGGGGUGCAGUUUGUCACACUGGCAUGGGUCGGGAAGAAGCAACAGUUGCAUGUAGUGGGAUUGGCUGUGGUGAAGUUCCAGGGCUACAGUCAUAUAUGGCUUCAAAUUAUGGGCCAAUAUGGAUGGAUAAUGUUAUAUGUACUGGAAAAGAGUUGACACUGCAUGACUGUUCAUUUACUGGAUGGGGUGUGAGCAGUUGUGUGGAUGGACAUUUUGCAGGAGUUGCUUGCAUCAGUAAGAUCAUUUUUAAAAUUAAUGUAUUAUGAAUGAGGUUUCUAAUUCAAGUAUCUCCAUUUUCAAUGCUUUUUUCAUAUAUGAAACUAAUCAAUCAUGUUUUGAUAAGCCAUUCUUGAAAAAGUCCCUUUUAAUUUUACAGAUUUUGUGAGAAAAAAUGUGGUAAAGAUUAUAAUUUCAACUGAGGCUGACAUUGAUGUCAACGACCCUAAUAUCAAGAAGAUGUUAAUGGACAAGAUAACCGCAGUGGUAAAAAGUAAAGGAGAUUAUUUAGCUAAAUGGAGAAAACAGCAUAACGGGAUGGUAUUUCAAGAAAUAAUACCAGAAACUUUCUAAACGCAGGACAGAAAGCAGACAACUAAUUAUUACAAUAUUAUAGUAAUCUUUUUAUGUUCACUUUUGCUUCACUGUCUGUACCUCAUACAGAUGCAUUGCUUUAUAAAUACUAAAUAUGGUACAAAAUAAAUUUAAAUGCAUAACGGUUCUAAUGCAGAAUCAGGAAGGGAGAGAUUCAAAAGCAUUAAAAGCAUCAGCUUUGAUCUAUAAGAUCUUAGUUAUAACAUAGAAAGCAUUUGGAAAAUUUUGUUUCCCUUGUGUCUCUGAUGUUUCUUCUGAGAAAAUGUCUUUUCUGAAAUCUCACAAAUGUCUUUAUUAGGGUUUUAGAAGAGUUCUCAACAGUGUCACAAAUUGAGAUUUGCCAUGUCUGGUGUCAAUAUUAUUGAAGAUUUAAAAAUAAACUAUUUUUUAUAGCUUAAAAUUCCACAUUUUAACAUUGUUCCACAUUGUUUCUAUUGUUUAUUUCUCUUAAGAAAUUUUGGGAGAAACAUUUUAAAUAAAGUUACUUAAAUAAAACACAACUAAGAACUCCAUCAAAUCUUCUGAGCUGUGAAAGGGCAACCAUAACAUUUUGUUUCAUUCCAACCUGGCUAUACAAAUGGAUGUUUUUAUUAUAAACAGAUGCAAUUGCAGUUAUAUGUUGAAAGCUUAUUUUGUGCUGAUUUUUUAAACUAGGGUAUAUGCUACAAAAAAUUCUGCCUUUUUCAAUCUAGACACGAUUCUUAUAAAAGCAUCUGCAGAAAGCAAACAUGCAUGUUUCUAAAAUCACAACAGCCUUUUAAUCUUAAAGUCUUUGAAUUAGUUAAACAAGAGCACUUGGCUAUUACUUUUAGUAGACAUUAAUAUAAUGUUUAAUUUUACCAACUUAAUAUUAACAACUUCUUUUGAUAAUGUUGAACAUUAUUAAUUUAUGGUCUUUAAUAACUUUGUUUUACUGUGUACAGUAAUAUUGUGGGAAUCGUCUGUACAUGUAUGUGCAUU
Molecule: messenger RNA, 2602 nt
Organism: Misgurnus anguillicaudatus (oriental weatherfish)
Lineage: Eukaryota; Metazoa; Chordata; Actinopteri; Cypriniformes; Cobitidae
Source: RefSeq, a predicted model, not a curated record